Molecule: messenger RNA, 887 nt
Organism: Lycium barbarum (goji berry)
Lineage: Eukaryota; Viridiplantae; Streptophyta; Magnoliopsida; Solanales; Solanaceae
Product: SKP1-like protein 1
Exons: 2
Coding region: 49-588 (179 amino acids)
Biological process (GO): SCF-dependent proteasomal ubiquitin-dependent protein catabolic process
Cellular component (GO): cytoplasm; nucleus
Molecular function (GO): cullin family protein binding
Source: RefSeq, a predicted model, not a curated record
CACAACACACACUCACUACAUUUCAUUCAGUAGAAGCUAAUUUCAUCAAUGGCAGAAUCAGAAGGCAAGAAGAAAACAGUGACACUAAAAUCGAACGAUGAUAAGGAAUUUGAAGUUGAAGAAGCAGCAAUUAUUCAAUCGGAAAUGAUCAAGAACAUGAUUGAAGAUGGAUGCGCUACAAGUGUUAUUCCACUCCCAAACAUCGAUAGCAAAACCUUAACAAAAGUCAUUGAGUAUCUCAACAAACACAUUACCAAAGACGAAGAUGAGGACGAGGAGGAAGAGGAUGCUAGAAAGGCUGCGGAAACAGGAGAGGAAGACGAUCUCAAGGAGUUCGAUGAGCAAUUCUUAAGCGUGGGUUGGGAAGAGCUCUUCGACAUCAUAAUGGCGGCGAAUUAUUUGAACAUUCACGAGUUGAUGGAAUUGUGUUGCCAAUCUGCAGCUGAUAGGCUGAAGAACAAAAGUGUUAGAGCUGUUCGGGAGAUGUUAAAGAUUACCAAUGAUCUCACUCCAGAAGAAGAACAGGCAAUUAUCGAUGAUGCUCCAUGGGCAUUUGAAGGUCCUGAGAUUGAUGAUACCGUCAACUAGAUUAUAGUAAUAGUGUCAUUUAUUAAUAAGUAGUAGGUGUCUCAUGAAUUUAGUCGAGGUGCGCGCAAGAUGUCUCCGACAAGACGCUCGUUAAUUGUUUUUUUUUAAUAAGUAGUAGCUAAAGGAUUUUUUGGGUAGUGUGGGCAUUUUUGAAACAAUGAUCUCUCUCUCUCUCUUGUUCUUUUACUCUGCAUGUUAUUCAUGGUGUUUUAGUGUAUUUGCACUAAUGAAUAAUUUGGUUAUUUGUUUCUUUGGCUCUAAUUAGUUUGUGUUUAUGUUUUUUUAUUGUGAUGAUCUUU